This is a messenger RNA of Fusarium keratoplasticum, 639 nucleotides long. RefSeq lists its product as uncharacterized. Gene Ontology annotation, cellular component: nucleus. Gene Ontology annotation, biological process: regulation of transcription by RNA polymerase II. Lineage: Eukaryota; Fungi; Ascomycota; Sordariomycetes; Hypocreales; Nectriaceae. The coding region runs from base 1 to 639 and encodes 212 amino acids. The record is from RefSeq and is a predicted model, not a curated record. The transcript has 2 exons.
AUGAGCUACAACCCGAUUAGCGAGGUAUCCGCGGAUCAGUAUCGCCACCCGGAUCCCAACGCUCGCUACCAGCAAUGGCCAUCCUCAUCCUCAUCCUCGGGCUUCUACCCAGACCAGCAACCCUCAGACCCUCGCUCCUACGCCUUCAGCAACCACUACGCCAACCAAUCACACUCUGGAUCCCAGUUCCCCUACCGCGUAGGAGGAGACUACAAUGAGGUGCAGCAGGUAGAGGAUCACCAGAUGUGGCCACCUCAGGAGUACGGCGGUGCAUCCUCAUCCUCUGUCGCCACCUCAAGUCCCCCAAACGCCUCAGACGAGGCUUACACCUGGAUGGGUUCUGCAGAGAGCAGUGAUCGCAAUCUGUGCCAAUGCGGCAAAGCUUUCCGACGUCCCUCUGAUCUUGCAAAGCACCAAAAGUACCACAUCAAGUACUUCUCUUGCCUCUUCUCAGGAUGUGACAAGGCAUUUGCCACACAGAAGGACCUGACAAGGCACAUGAGAACGCACCGCAAGGGCGAGGGCUACCAAUGCAAAGUAGAAGGCUGCCGCAAAGCUAUGUCUGGGCAUGUCUACAGCCGCAAAGACAACUUUGAUCGGCACAUGAGGACUGCGCAUCCAGAUCACCCGCAUAUCUGA